Molecule: messenger RNA, 832 nt
Organism: Bursaphelenchus okinawaensis
Lineage: Eukaryota; Metazoa; Nematoda; Chromadorea; Rhabditida; Aphelenchoididae
Source: the annotation of a GenBank genome assembly
AUGCAAAAACUGUCAUUCUUACUGUUGAUAUCUACUCUUGCCUUUGCCUUAUCACAAGAAUCGGCAUUUGACGGUAAACAUGGUAUGGGCUCAUUUGGAGGUAUGGGGCAAUUUGGAGGUGGUAAUGGUCAAUUUGGUAAAGGAAUGUUCGCCAGGUUUAGUCAAGGAGGCGCAGGAGGUCAAUUUGGAAACGGCCAGGGAUUGGCAAUGUUCAAACAAAAAAUGCUAGUAUUUAAGACAAGGCCAGAGUAUGCAAGGCUGAGUGGCAAUGCUAAACAGGCUUUGGAGGAAGUAAUGGUAAGGUUUUAGCUUGAUGAGGGCUUGUUGUUUAGUAAACCUAAGUUAUUAAAAUUAUGGCUACGGAGCCUUAGGCUUAAUAGUCAAGAAUAGAGCCUUAGUAGGCUAAGCUUUAAGGCUUAGUAAGCUUAGGUUUCAGCUUUGUAGGCUUAUGCAAAAACUUAAGCUUAGUAGGCUUAGGCUUAGUAGGCUUACGCUCAGUAGGCUUAGGUUUAGUAGAGUAAGGCAUAAUAGGCUUAGGAUUAGGCUUACUAGGCUUAGGCUUAGUAAGCUUAGGUUUAGUAGGUUUAGGCUUAGUAGGCUUAGGAUUAGUAGGCUUAGGCUUAGUAAAUUAAAAAUUUAAUUGUAAAAAAAAAAUUUAAUUGUGAAGAUGUUUUAGAUGGUACUGAACUCCCCAUCCGGUACUCCAAUGCAAACUGUGACAAGAAUGAAGGCGAUCGGUCAGAGGAACCCAGCUGCAGCUCAAGAGCUCAAACAAGCUGUUUAUCAAAGCUAUCAAAACGGCGGACCAUUGAAAAGAGGGUUCAGAUUGUAA